UUUUUUGAAUAAAAUCAGGCACCUAGAAUUUCCUCUCAGUGUUUGAAAGAAUUGUUUAUAUUAAAUUCAAAAUUAUUCACUGCUGAAACUUAACUCUUUGCAUAACCAGCUAAUUGUCACAAAAUUAUUUGUUUUUGAAUUGGCCAAAAAGUAUAUUUAGGUACAUAAUCUAAAGAUUUAAGAAUGGACCCGCCGCUGUUUGUGCCAUGCGAUCUUGAACAAUUUCGCGAUCCAAACAAGAAACUCGUCAAAGCAGCUGCCUGCGAGGAAUUGGACAAGCUUAGCGCCCAGGAUGAGAUCAGUGUGUCGAGUAUUAUAUCCGCUCUGAUAAGACCCAUCGAACCGUCCGAUGAUCAGUAUAAGCAAUGCGAUUGGGAAAUCGAUCCCAAGAAAUUUCUGCCUGUCAAGCAGGCUGUUAUUUUCAAGGAGCAGCUGUUCAUCUCCAAGUUGCGCAACACCAACUGCAAGCUGAGCGAGAACCUAAAGGUCUUCUUUGAGCGCGAACUGAAGCAGAUCGGCAAGUUCUGUCUGAACGUGGAGGAGGCCUACGAUGGCUACGUCAUCUACAGCAGCAGCAAAAUGAAGAAGGGCAAGGGCAUUACCGAGUGCGGACACCAGCUGAAGGGUAAAUACGAUGAUCAGUUUCUGUUGAUCUGCGAGAAGCGUUCGGAAACGGAUCGCAUCGAUCAUGCGGUUGUCGAGAAAACGCUGGAAGUGCGCAACCAUGCGGAUAUGUAUCUCACGGCCAUACGCGAGACGAAAAUCAACGAGGAGACCCAAAGGUUCAAGGCCACCAUUGAUAUCAAGGACCGUGAUCAUACCUUCGUCCUGGACGGUGGCAUACAGGUGCUCAUGCGGCAUCUGGUCUGUCACAAUUUUGUUGGCACCUUCGAGUACUACACGAUGAAUCUGUACGGCCGGGUGUUGCGCUGCAAUCUGGUCGUGCACAAGGAUCGCAAGCUGGUGCGCAUCUUCUAUCGCACCUACAAGAAUGCCAUCCACAUCAUCACACAGCAGUGCUUCAACGAUGAGCUGCAGGAUGUGGCCGAGACCUUCAUGACGCCCGAGGGUCGCAUUGUGCUCCACUUCUGGCGCGGCUACAACUAUUUGAUGCACGCCGUCUGCGCCCCGCCCAAGAAAAAGGAGCGCAUCAUACCCAAGCUGGAGUUGAUGUGGCGUCAGAAUGUCGUCCUUGCACGCAAGUUUCGGGAACUGAAGGCUCUCAAUUAUGAAAACACCACCAAAUAUCUAGAGUCGAACUCUGAAUUGGCCGACUUUAUGCAGGAUUAUGUGUUGAAUGUGCUGCGCUAUAAGCCCAGCAAUGUCCUCGAAUUUUCGAUUAUGUUCUUCCAAAACAUGGUUGACCCAUGAUGAAGGCGACUUUGCUAAUCACAUGAACUUUAACAGAAUCAGAAACAAUACAAACAACUUUUAACGAAAACCAA
Messenger RNA from Drosophila montana, 1445 nucleotides. RefSeq lists its product as uncharacterized. The transcript is spliced from 2 exons. The record is from RefSeq and is a predicted model, not a curated record. Lineage: Eukaryota; Metazoa; Arthropoda; Insecta; Diptera; Drosophilidae. The coding region runs from base 184 to 1371 and encodes 395 amino acids.